Molecule: messenger RNA, 1854 nt
Organism: Rhopalosiphum padi (bird cherry-oat aphid)
Lineage: Eukaryota; Metazoa; Arthropoda; Insecta; Hemiptera; Aphididae
Product: 52 kDa repressor of the inhibitor of the protein kinase-like
Exons: 3
Coding region: 1-1854 (617 amino acids)
Source: RefSeq, a predicted model, not a curated record
AUGCGCUAUGCUAACAGUCUGUUGUCGCCUGUCGGUGACCGGCGUUGUUAUCGAAAACAUGGAGACUUAGACUGCCAUUCUCAAACUCAGUAUCAUAAGUUGGCAAUAGUUAAAAGUGAAUCAUUUAUUCAAGUAUAUAAAAAUCCAUCUUAUGAUAUUCGGAAUCAGGUUGAAACUUCACGUAAACAACAGGCUAUUGAAAAUAGAGAAAGACUUGUUCCAAUAAUAAAAACUUUAAUUUUACAUGGACAACAGAAUAUACCUAUAAGAGGCCAUCGUGAUGAUGGUUCAUUACUUAAUACAAAUAAUAGUCCUGUUGCAACUGAAGGAAAUUUUCGUUCAUUACUAAGAUUCCGAAUAGAUAGUGGGGAUAAAGUUUUGGAAAAUCAUUUAAUGACAGCUAAAAAUAAUGCUACUUAUAUUAAAUACAUAAGGCAAAAUAUUACUGUUUUAUUUGAUAAAACAACUGAUGUAUCUCACAUAUCCCAACUUAGUAUAUCAAUUAGAUAUAUUUAUGAAAAUACAGUCAGAGAAAAUUUUAUUGGUUUUGUUGAUCUUCAUAAGGACAAUUAUAGUGCAGAUGCUCUUGAUUUUGAUACAGAUAAUGAAAGUAACACAUUAGAUUUACAACAGUCAGAACCAACUAUUACAGGAGAAAUACUUGGUUCAACAGUUGUAAAAAAGUUGAAAAGUGUGGGACUAGAUUUAAAAUUAUGUGUAGGAAUCGGUUGUGAUGGUUGCAGUGUUAAUAUGUCGACAAUAUGUGGAGCAGCAAUUACUAUACAAAAAUCUGCCAAGAAUGCUUUAAUAUGUCCGUGUUUAAAUCAUUCAUUGAAUAAUAAUUUAUCUAGAUCAAAUAAGAUUCAAAGUGUAAGAAACGCUAUUGGAACUAUACAAGAAAUAAUAAGGUUUUUCAAUGUUUCAGCUAAAAGAAAUUUUAUUUUAAAAAAACAUUUAGGGUAUCAGCUGACUAGUCACUGCAUAACUCGCUGGAUUGAGAGACAUGAUUCUGUAUUACAAUUUAUAAAUGACCUUCCAAUUAUAUUGAAAAGUUUAACUGAAAUUUCUACAUGGUAUGAUAUAUCUACUUCAUCAAAAGCCAAUUCAUUGUGUAAAACUAUACAAGACAGUGAAUUUGUUAUGUGUAUUUUCUCUUUAAAUGACAUAAUGUGUCUAACACGACCUUUAAGUAUAUUACUCCAAACUAAAAAUUUAGACCUUUUUUCUGCUACUACUAAAAUAAAAGAACUUAGAGAAGUACUAAGUACAAAACGAAACGAUGCAAAUCAGUGCUUUAAUAUUAUAUAUAAUAAUGUUGUUGAAAUGAUGUCAAAAUUAGGCACUGAACUAAAACUUCCAAGGACUACUAAAAGGCAGACUUACAGAAAUAAUAUUGAAGUCAACCCAGAAGACAGUCAAGGUUACUGGAGAAUAUCAAUUUAUAUUCCUAUUUUAGAUGAAGUAAUAAAAGAUUUUGAUAAUAGGUUUUCUAGUGAUAAUAUGCAAUGCUUUAAUUUUAAUUUUUUGAUGCCAUUGAAUCUCAUGAAAUGUUUCAAAAACACUGAACAGUUAAAUCAAUCAAUUAAAGACAUUUUUAAUCAAUAUAGUGAGUUAUUUGGUGAAUCUAUAUUUUCUAUUGAACAAAAACUAAAAGGAGAAUUAAAUCUAUUUGAAAAUAAAUUAAAAUCAGAUACUGACCUCACAACUAUAACAUCAGCUAUAACAUUUCUAGACAAGCUUGAUUGUGACUAUUUUCCAGUAUUUUCUUUAUUUAUUAAAAUUCUAAUCACUCUCCCAAUAUCUAUUGCUACAGCAGAAAGAAGCUUUUCUUCUCUACGUUUACUAAAAACAUGA